Molecule: messenger RNA, 4593 nt
Organism: Carcharodon carcharias (great white shark)
Lineage: Eukaryota; Metazoa; Chordata; Chondrichthyes; Lamniformes; Lamnidae
Product: autism susceptibility gene 2 protein homolog
Exons: 19
Coding region: 400-4035 (1211 amino acids)
Source: RefSeq, a predicted model, not a curated record
AAUUCUACCCCCAAUCCCUCCCUCCCUCCCUCCCUUCUCUCCAGGAAGUCCAUCUAAGGAUAUCUGUCUUCCUUUUGGAAAUCCCUCGAGAAGAUAAUUCCAGGAGGCUCGUUUCUUUAACCCACACAUGGAAUGCGUCUGAGGAGUCCUUGUACUUCAGUGCUUUUGGUUUUUAAACCCCUUUCUGGAACCUCCUCUUGUGUUCGUCUACUUUUGGAUGCGCUCGUAAUAAGGAUACGAGAACAGAAAAAGGACGUCACAUUCUUCUCCAUGACAGCAAGACUUUAGGAAAGGGAGUGGACUUUAUCAUUAAUUUUUUUUUUUAAAAAGAAAUAUCCUUUAAUAUUUAUAUCAGUACUGACAACCCGUACAAACUUUGACAAACGGGUGAAACCGAACAUGGAGUUGCCACCCAGGGCAGGUGGCUAUCGCCAGAGCCGGAGGUCUCGGUCCCAGAGGGACAGAGAGAGGAAGAUGGCCGGGACUGGGGGCAGGGACUCCAGGCCCUACUCGCCUUCCUCUGGGUCAGACCGAGAGACGGGGGAGGGUCCGGGCUCCUCCAGGCCCAGGCCUCCCAGGCGCAGGAGGAGGGAGUCCACGUCCUGCGAGGAGGAUAUCAUUGAUGGGUUUGCCAUCACCAGCUUCCCAACGCUGGAGGCCCUGGAGGACGCAGUGCCGAAACCCCCCGAGCGGACAGACAGCCAGCGGAAGCGGCUGGAAAAGCGGAAACCCGAGGAGAGCAGGCCCAGCUCGCCGUGCGAGGGGCCAAGGAGGGCGGAGAGCUCGGACCGCGAUCAGAGCCGGCACAAUGGGGACCGGGAUCACAGGAACCCACCGCCUACCAAAAAGGUGAAAACCAAGGGCCCGGCCAGAGGGAAUGAAAGCACGGGCGGCGAGAACGCAAGCUCCCAGCGCAGCAGCUCGCGUGGCGCGGGCAGCGAUGUCUCUGCGCACUCCAGCUUGGGAACGGGAUAUUUUUGUGACAUUGAUAGUGAUCCAGACGACAAGCCCCUCGGCGACGAGGCUUUGUGUGGCCCCAGGCUGGAUUUCACAUCUGCUCAGGAACACAUGCUGCAGAGCAUGUGGCAAAGGAUCUCAUUUGCGACCUCAGACGACGGCCUCUCGAAUUUCUUCACCACAGCCACUAAGAUAGCCUCCGAUUUGAAUGGCGCGGUGACUCCCAAGGGCGAAACCAAAGUGUCUGGGUUGGAGAGGAGCCAGGAGCGGAACCAGGGACCGGACAAGGACCCCCUGCUAGUGCCUUCCCUGCCUACGGAGCCUAUGCCGCAGGCCGUGGCCGCCAACCCCGUCCAGGCCCCGGCCCGCUCGCAGGCCCAGGCUGAGCCCACGGCCAGUGCCCAAGCUGGGACCCGGACCCCGGUGCCAACACUGUCCAACCACCAUCACCACCACCACCACCAACACCACCACCACCAUCAGCAGCAGCAGCAGCAGCAACAACAGCAGCAUCAUCGCCAGUCCACACCGGCGAGGGUCACCCCACAGCCCAAACCGCAGACGCCAGUGCAGCCGCAGCACCAGACGCAGCCUAAAGUGCAACCUUUCAGCCAGCACCAGCUGGUGUACCUGAGCAGCAGCAGGAGCAGCACUCCGUCCAAGCCUCUGGCCCCGGCCUCACAGCUGCCACACCGUGCCUCGACGCCUUCGUCGCUCACGCUGGGCCUGAGCAGCCAGCCUGCCACCCACGGCUUCGUCCCGGCCCUGCGGCCCUCUUCCCACCCCCCGCACCCUCACCCGGGCAUGUUCACCCCCUCCCCCGGCCUGCCACCCCCUCCCCCGCUGACGUCGACCAUGCUCCAGGUGGCGGGACACCCCUCCACGGCUGCUGUGGCAGCGGCAGCGUUCUCUGAGCAAGAGCUGAUCCGCCAGGAGCUGAACUCGCGGUACCUGAGCUCGCAGGGCACGGAGCGGAGCGCGGCACUCGGCCCGCCGUCCUUCCAGUUCCACCAGCACAGCCACCAGCACCAGCACACCCACCAGCACACCCACCAGCACUUCGCCCCCUACCCGGCAAUCCCUCAGCCCGGCCUGGUCCCCGCUCCGGCACCGUCCAUGGUGCGUACCCCCCGCCGAAACUACUUCCAGGGCUAUCACGCCCCAGUCUCUGGGAUGCCUUCUGUGCUGCCCCCGGCUGGUCCCUUCAGCUCUCUGCAGGGUGCCUUCCAACCCAAGACCCCCAAUCCCGAGCUGGCUUCCAGAUCGGGUCCGGUGCCUCACACCUUACUGCAGAAGGACCCCAGGUUAACUGAAGCGUACAGACCUACAAUACGGAAGCCUGGUAAAUGGUGUGCGAUGCAUGUGCAAAUUGCGUGGAUGAUCUAUCAGCAUCAGGAGAAGAAUAAGAUGAUCCACACGGACCACCACAAACUGGACUUCACCAAGACGGACCUGCUGAGCCGGAACGCCAGCAGCAUCUUCGGGCCCAUCACGCACUCACAUGAGCUGGCCCGGCCAGCCACGCUCUUCACUGCUGCAGAUGCCGUGCAUCCAGCGUCCGCACCGUUUGCUACCCCGAGUGCUCUUAACACAUUCCUCAAUCCUCCAUCCCACCUCGAUCCCUACGGCAGGACCCAGGCCUACAGUGCGAUCGGGCAGCUGACGAACAGGGCCUUUGGAGGGCUGGGGAACCCCGCAGUAGCUGCCAGUACUGUGUUCGCUCACAAGGAGAGCCCAGCCGCCCAGGGCUUCGGGAGCCCUCGCGAGCAUUGGAACCGCCUGCACCAGACGCCCCCCUCCUUCCCCACCCCUCCGCCUGCGUGGCCCAGGCCAGGGGAGGGCGAGCGGGACCGGAGCAGCCUCCUGGACAAGGAGCCCGACUGUGACAAGCACGAGAUCCCCUUCAUCAAAGAGGAGAAGGAGAGGGAAGCUGUGUACAGUCGCUACUCGGUCCGCAUGUCUCCGGCAGCCCAGAAAGCCGGCAGUGGCGUCCCGGUGAUGGACGAGGAGAGGGGCCGCCCCCGGAGCAGCAACAGCAGCGAGCCACGAGGAGCCACCCGGGAGCGGGAGCGGGCCGAGCCCCCCAGGGACCAUUUCAAGCAGGAGCAUCGAGGCCGGGAGUUCCAGCCGCCGCUGGCAGAGGACGGCCGGGUCGCUGCCAAGAGGUCGGGGGAGGAAACGGGCAAGGGCGCCCGCGAGACGGGCAGGGAGCCCUCGCCCUACUCCCGGCCACCCGGCGCCCCCGAGGGCCUCAAGCCGAGCCUUCUCCGCGAGCUGGCCAAGCGGCACGAGGUGAAGGUGAAGGAGGAGAGGAAGGAGGAACACGACCUGGUGGCAGCGGGGGUGGCGCCGCCGGGUUUCGAGUCCGCCGCCCAGCUCCCGCGCGGUCACGUCCCCGGGGGCGCGACGCACGCCCUGCACGCCCUGCACCCGCUGCCGGUGCCCCUCGCCGUGGUCGGGCAAGUCAACGGCCUGGGCGUGCUGGAGAGGAAUCGGGUGCUGGCCGGCCCGUUCCUGGGGGUCGGCCACCCCGGGGUCCCGCCCGGCGCCGGGGGCGAGCGCCUGGCGCCCUACGCCUGGGACCCCUUCCGCGACCCCUGGCGGGAGGUGUGCCGGGGCCCGGAGCUGUCACCGCUCCACCAGCGCUACCCCGUGCCCCAGCCGGCGCCGCAGCCUCGCUUCUACGAGCCCGAGCGGCCCUACCGGGAGCGGUCACUGCUGCGCGACCUGGUGCCGGAGGGCCUGCUGGCCGAGGCCCGGCGCGAGCAGGAGCCCGGCGGCCUCCUGGACGAGCAGCUGCUGCUGCGCGAGGAGUACGAGCAGCGGGCCCGGCUCCUGAGCUUCCUGGGGCCCCCGCACCCUCACCACCCUUACCCCCGCGUCAGCCCCUCCUCCCUGGUGCACCAGAACAGCCUGCUCAGCAAGACGCCGCCCAUGGCCACCCUGGGGGCGCCGCCUCCCCUCAUCUCCUCCACCGGAGCCCGGCCCGGCUCCCCUCCCACUCGCGCCACCCCCCUCUCGGCCUCCGAACUGCGGGACCUUUCCACCUACAGUCACAAGGACCGGGACUCCAGAUAACCCGACGAGGAAGGAGGGAGAGGGAGAGAGAGAGAGAGAGAGAGAGAGAGAAGCGGCCAGAGUCUUAAACAAAAAAUCCGAGAGCCGACACAGACUGUGCAGCCCCCCCACCCCCGUGCAUUUAAUGCCCGUGGUCAACUCGAAACUCUUUUUUGAAACGAAAGGCUGUCAGAGAAAAGAAACCAUGUAAAUAUUUAUAUUAUAUAACCAGCGCGACACAUUGGCUCUUGGGGCAAGCAACAGCAAAAUAUUUUGUACAUUUUUAAAAAGGUUUGGGGGUGUGAUUUUAAGCAAUGCAAUUUUAUUUUCUCCUCUUUGUUCUUUGCCCCCGCUACCCCACCCCCCCCCCCCCACUUCCCCUGCGUCCUGUGACCUGCGCCACCGCUCUCACCCACCCCAACCCCAACCCCACCCCACCACCCGUCUCCUGGGCCCCCCAACGAGUUUUUAAUUGUAUUUUUUUUAUGGAAACAGUAUCUACAUUGUAAAGAAGAGCUUCCUUAAUCAUAUGUGACCGAGGAUUCGAUGUAGCUGAAUUAUAACGGCUUUGACAACGAA